Molecule: messenger RNA, 6376 nt
Organism: Penaeus indicus
Lineage: Eukaryota; Metazoa; Arthropoda; Malacostraca; Decapoda; Penaeidae
Product: metalloprotease TIKI1-like
Exons: 13
Coding region: 660-2273 (537 amino acids)
Biological process (GO): negative regulation of Wnt signaling pathway
Cellular component (GO): membrane
Molecular function (GO): metalloendopeptidase activity
Source: RefSeq, a predicted model, not a curated record
AGCAAGUGAGGAGGGAGGACGUGCCGCUCUUCUCCGCUGUCCGUCGUUUGUGAGAUUCACCUGUGUUAUGCCUUUUUCACCUCCGUUGCGACCCUAAGUCCGAAAUUCGUAAUUGGCUAUCGGGUGGCGGUCUUUUGCCAAGUGGGAAUGCAUUCCGAUGCCACGAAUGAGUUCGCAGUGAAAAGUUUACGACAGAAAUAAACAUCGACUCGUAGCAAGUGUUGGGGCAUCGAGAAAGGGCAUCUCUGAUUUUUACCUGUGGCGAGCGAGCUGGCCCAACCAACCAACAGCUUCGUCUGACCUGUUCGGAAAAAAAAUAGAAAAAUAGAGAAAUAGAGUCAGUACCUCCACGGCAUUCCCGAUAGAUAUGACCAAUUCCCACCAACACCAGUUCGGAGAGAUUACCAAACCACGCUAAGUGUGUGUGUGUAUUCAUCUCACAGUCGCUUUUAUUACCAGUGCGUUGCCAUAAAUGCAUACCGGCAGGAAAUAUCGUGAAAUAGAAAUACACCCAAGGGAAUAAUCAUAAUAGUUAUUAAUCGUAAUCAUUUUUCUUGUUAAAAAAAUAAUAAAUAAUAAAAAAAAAAUCAUCGUUUCUAAGCCGCCACGUAACAGAGAAGUCUAUUUUAGGUCCAUGGUGAAUAUAUUUUGAAAGAAUUAUGAAUCCGAUGCGCACUGGAGAUGUGGUGUGGCUGACAACGAUUGCGCUUUUCAUGAUUCAGUAUGGAACCUCCUUGGCGAAGAGACACCGCAGGCCGCAGUACUGUGAUGAUAUACAGAACAUGGCCUUGAGGGAGGGAUUCGUGUCCAAGGGCAGCGAGGACGGCUCCUUCCUGUGGAUGGUGAAGCGCGACCCGCCCUCCUACUUCUUCGGCACCAUCCACGUGCCGUACACGCGCGUGUGGGAGCACAUCCCCAACAACACCAAGCGCGCCUUCCACUUCAGCGACAACGUGUUCUUCGAGCUCGACCUCACCGACCCUUACACCAUCUCCGCCCUCACCACGUGCCAGCUCCUGCCGCAGGGGGAGAACCUCUCCGACGUCCUUCCCGGAGAGCUGUACACCCGCCUGAAGCGUCACCUCGCGUACGUCAAGUCCCAGAUGCCUCGCUGGAUGACGCCGGACCAGCGCGGGCGAGGACUGUACGCUGACUACCUCUUUAACGCCAUCACCGGCAACUGGGAGAGGAAGCGCCCCGUGUGGGUGAUGCUGAUGGUCAACUCCCUGACGGAGAGUGACAUCCGGAGCCGAGGAGUGCCUGUGCUUGACCUGUACCUGGCGCAGGAGGCGGAGCGACUCACGAAGCAGACGGGGGCGGUGGAGAAGGUGGAGGAGCAGUGCGUCCCUCUCAAUGGCCUUAAUUUCUCGCAGGUGGUGUUCGCCCUCAACCACACGCUCUCGCAACAGGAGAUCUUGCGCGCCGGAGAUGGUCGCCUGACCUUCACCACAGAUGACCUCAUACGCCACUAUAACUGCGGUGACCUCGAUGCUGUGAUCUUCUCUCGGGACACCACACAGGUAGUCCCCCACCUCGGCAACUCGUCCCUCCCCCCCGUCGACGCCGCCACGGCCACGCACAUCGACGAGUACUUUCGGGAGGAGCUCAUCUACCGCCGCAACCAGCGCAUGGGCGAGCGAGUCGUCGAGAUCCUGAAGGCCAACCCCGACCAGAGCUUCUUCUUCGCCUUCGGGGCCGGUCAUUUCCUGGGGAACCACACGGUGCUGGACGUGGUUCGCGCCAGCGGGAUGCCGGUCCUGCACGUGUCGCCCGAGAUGCGCCUCAAGAGACACAAGCGCCGGAAGGGCCACAGAGGCGGAAUAGUGCCAGAGCCAUCCGUCCUAAAGGACUUCCUCACCUCCAACACUCUCGACGCCGAACAACAGCACGACCCCGCUUUCGCCAAGUUCCUCUCUGAGCAAGCAGCCGGGGGCGGGGCCAGAAGACACAGGGGACCGCCCACAACCAGCGAACCCUCGAGAAAACACGCCCACUUCAAUGACCUCUGGGUCAGAAUAGAUCCCGAGCCGCUAGGGCCGAACGACCCCGCCUCUCCGAACUCGGAGGGUACCACCAGCGUGCCAGUGGACUCCCGCGACGCCCAGCUGUUGCGGGAGUCCCUCCGGGUGUGGUACGGCCUCCCCUCCGACGACGACAACAGCAGCAGCGCCCGUGCCCCAACGCCCGUCCUCCUGUUGUUAGGGGUGCUCCUGGCCCUUCUCGCCUGCUGCUGGAGGACCUCCUCGCACUCGGGGCAGACGAUCAUGAGGUGAUUGCCAGGCGACCGUGACGCUUAACCAAACCUCAGCCACGUAACUAACAAUCCUCCACAAAAAGGGGUUUCAAAUACCCCCUCCCCCCCCUUACGCGUACACAAGAGCGUCCUCCACAGCGGUUCAAUCGGGAGUUGGAAUCCCUUAAGAGGAAGUUUGUUUGUUACCAACCUCACUCAGCCAUCCAAGGUAACCGACCAGUCUUCUCCGGCCUGUACAGCAGCAUAAUCUGAAGCCAUCCAGCCUGCCGACCCAAAGCUCAGCCUGCAGUCGAUCACCAGAUAGAGAAAGAGCGAGGAAGAGAGAUGAAAAGACGCGAGGAAGUGAGAUGAAAAGACGCGAGGAAGUGAGAUGAAAAGACGCGAGGAAGUGAGAUGAAAAGACGCGAGGAAGUGAGAUGAAAAGACGCGAGGAAGAGAGAUGAAAAGACGCGAGGAAGUGAGAUGAAAAGACGCGAGGAAGUGAGAUGAAAAGACGCGAGGAAGUGAGAUGAAAAGACGCGAGGAAGAGAGAGAUAGAGACAGAGAAAGGAAAGAGAGAUAUAGAUACUGAAAGGGAGAAAGAGAGAGAGAGAUGUACAGAUAGACAGAUAGGUAAGAAAGAUAAAGAGAGAUAAAGAACGAGGCAGAAAAAAACUAAAACAAGAAGAAAGCAGUGACUUGAACACCGAGCCAUAGACUGUAUUCUCAGGAGCUCACGAAUAUAAUAAAUAUUUACGCGAAGGAAUCAAAACGCUCACUCGCUAUGCAUCGCUUGGUGUUCAGUAUUCUGUCAAGGCAUUUAGGGCGUUAUGGUCUCGUCUCGUAAGCGUUGGAAUUGUGUGUCCUUUAUCGGUAUUGUAGGUGAGACGGUUUCAUGCAAUUUUUUUAUUUCUUCAAAACGUAGAAUUGUGAUUUAAAAGAUAAGUUAUUCGAUAAAUUAUUGAUCAAUUAUAUAUAGUAAGUGUUAAAGUAUUCGGAUACGUACUGAGGUGAAUGAAGUAUAAAAAUGGAAGGAUAGAUACGAUAGAAGAGAAAAAAAAAAAAUCCGAAAUUUCGCACGUCCGUAGAUAUAAAAAAAAAGAAAAUGUUCACCAGUCAUUUGUCUUGAUCAUUUUCUGUGCGCGAUAUUUCGAAAGAUGCAGAUAUGGUAUUUUAAUAAUGGUGUUUUUAUUUUAUUGUUUUUUUUUCCUUCAUAAUCUUCCCUUUGCGCAUACACUUUUAGAUAUAUAUAUAUAGUUUUAGAGUAAACCAAGGCAGACUAUUAUAUUCUUGCGAUAACAGAGUACUUCGUUGAUUCGUCCAUUGAGAAUUUAUUCUUACAUGAAUGACAAUAACCUUCAGUAUCGUAAAAGCAGGAGGACUUUGACUAUUAUUAAAUCAUCAUGAUUUUUUUCGACCAUAGUGUAAUGUGAUUUGUGGAAGCAUUAUUUUGUUGAUAACUGAUUACUUUUCUGACUUACUUCAUGGUGAUAUUGGUGCCGAUUCGUCUCAAAUACAAAAUUUUCUGUCCUUUUUCUAUAUACAAGUUAGUCUUUUUUUCUCUUUUGCGGUAUAAGGUAGGCGGUUUAUCACGUAAUACGAGAUAAUGGGUGUUUAUUUUUUUAUAUGAUUCUGUCACGGUGUCAUGACGCAAAACAUAUUUAAAAUUAGCUGUAUGAGAAUCUUGAAUCUUGAAGUACAGUUGCUACAAUUUUGUUGUUUAAAUUCUUGUACCUCGACAUCUGCUCUCUUUCGACUAAGUUCAUGGAUUUAGGAUUUGAAAAAAAAAUAGAAUGGAAAUAUGAAUAUAAACACUACAGAAAGAAAGAAAAAAAAAGAAUGAAAAUAGGGGUAGAACUACUGAAGAAACAAACCGUAACACCGUAACUCACUUCACAGACGCGUGUGGUGCGUGUGUUAUUCCUCAUUCCAGCCUUGUGUAUCGAGUGCACCGUAAACUCCGUCUCGCAAUGUACAGGGGAUAGUUGCUUAAACAAGAAGCAAAUGCAUAUAAGAGGUAAUUUUACUUUUGAUGCCGAUGACGUCUACUGUGUGUCAAAAGGAUCAGAAUGUGUAUAUUUAUGUAGAAUUAUCACUGUAUGGAUAGUUCGUAAGGAUUCUUCCGUCUUCAAGGAUUAGUACGUACUGUUUAUUAUAAAAAAAUGUAAAUAUUAUAGUUUUAUCGGCGAAUUCGAUGUCUGCAGGUGGUUACAUGCACGUUGUAAUCGAUGCAAGGGCGGGUGUUCAUUACCUGCCUCGAAGGUGUAUCAUAAACUAGAAUGGUAUUGUACUAAGAAGCGUGUCGUUUUGCAUGAAUUAAGCCAUAGUCAUUCGUGUGCCAUAUAGAGGAGAAAUCGGCUGAUGUUGUAAAGGAAUACUCACUGAACUUAAAAAAAAAUAAGUGUUGUUACUGGGUUUGAAAUUUUGUACUGCAGGUCCAAGGCGUCAUCAUAAUUGUAUGUGGAGGAAGGUUAGGGUAAUGAAACCUUUUUUCUUUUCGAGGAAAUAGCACGAAAUUGUUAGCUUGUAUUCUUAGUAAAACUUGUACAGUGAGUUUGAUGCUUUAACGAAGUAAUUACUUAAUUGAAGUAAUGGUCAAUUUAGCGUUGUUAACUGCCAGUUCGAUUUGAUGAAAUUUAGUCUGGCGUAGAAAACAAAUUUAGUUAUCAGGAAGAAAUGAGUGUUUUCUGCUUUCAUACUUUGGCAACAUUUUUUAAUGUAACAUGUUUUCUGAAAAUGUUCCUUGUUCGUGUGACUUUAAUUGCAGAUGCUGAUUUUAGGUGGUCUUAGAAAAUGUCAGCCUUAGAUGUCAACACUAAUAUUUUGUAUUGUAGUGUAGAAGUUAAAACAUUUAUACAGGAUAAACGAAACUGCAGUCAGUAUUAUUUCUUCAUAAAACAUACGACUCACUGGAACAGACAAUCAAAUGCAGUUGUUUCAGCAGAGUCUCGUUGCCACUAUAGUGUUCAAAAAAAGGAGCCUGCAAGUUUUGAAAGACUCGCGACCUAUUGAAAAAGCUCAUUUUAACGACAUGACUCAUCAGAUACCUCUUCGGUAUAAGAUUGUUCUUUGUCUGUGCCACAGGUGCUCAGUGCUAGCGCGAAAAACCUAUGUAGAUUUACAUGUUUGUUUAUUAACCUACAGUUGUACAGUCCCCCUCCCCUCCUUUUCCGUUGUUUAUGCAAGACUUUUGCACACGUUUCCCAUUUAUAACUAACUGCCAACGAAGUGAAGAAAUUAUAACUUGCACGUAAUGUUUAGUGACGUGUUUAUCAUUAUUUUAAUUAUCAACGUAAAACUGUACAGAAAUACAGGUGUGUUUUAUGUUGAUAUCUACCUGAUGUGGAUGUAGUUAGCGGUAGGCAGAUAGGACAAUGGGUGCAGAACGUAUGUAUACUUUUUUAUGUUGCCCCAUAUUGGGGAUGUCACAUUGGGCUCCAUCGCUAUAUACCUCAGAAUGUAGGGGUCGUUUUGAGUACCCAUAAUGUAUACACUAGUUUCAUAUACUGUAACUAAUAUUAUUUACUUAUAAAUGAUUAUUUCCCAGGACAGAACACACACACACACACACACACACACACACACACACACACACACACACACACACACACACACACACACACACACACACACACACACACACAAACACAAACACACACACAUACACACACACAUACACACACACAGACACACACACACACACAUAUAUAUGCAUUCGAAAUUGUGAAAAAAAGUAUGAAUGUUAUACGGAAGUAAAACUUGUAUCAUCCAUUGCAGUUUUGUUAGGUCAGAAGUGUGAAUAGAAGCGCCUGUCUUCUUUUUCAUAAUUUUAUACUCAAAACAACUUUCUAUAUAUAACGAUUAAGGGGGGGAAAUGUUGCUUAUUUGCACAUGAUUUUUUUUUAUUACGUAUUGGUGGCAUGUGUCUUGUUAUGAAAAGUCUUCUGUGGGUACUCUCACGACCUUCCCUUUGGUGUGUGUGUGUGUGUGUGUGUGUGUGUGUGUGUGUGUGUGUGUGUGUGAGUGAGAGAGUGAGAGAGUGAGAGAGUGAGAGAGUGAGAGAGUGAGAGAGUGAGAGAGAGAGAGAGAGAGAGAGAGAGAGAGAGAGAGAGAGAGAGAGAGAGAGGGAGAGGGAGAGGGAGA